Molecule: messenger RNA, 2952 nt
Organism: Strongyloides ratti
Lineage: Eukaryota; Metazoa; Nematoda; Chromadorea; Rhabditida; Strongyloididae
Product: Sterol-sensing domain and Patched family-containing protein
Exons: 4
Coding region: 1-2952 (983 amino acids)
Biological process (GO): endocytosis; molting cycle, collagen and cuticulin-based cuticle
Cellular component (GO): cytoplasmic vesicle membrane; plasma membrane
Source: RefSeq, a predicted model, not a curated record
AUGUCGUUAAAAAAAGAAAAAACACCUUUACCAAAUGUUGAACAGGAUCAGGAACGUGCCAUUUUUAUUUUAUCAACAAAAUUAGAUAAUGAAAAAGAACUAUGUAAUGGUAAUGAUUUUUUAUUAACACCAAGAAAUAAAGUUAAUUCCCUGACACUACGUAGUACAGAAAAAGUUUACAUAAUUAAUGGAAGUAAAGCAGAAAAAUUUUUAUUUUUUUGUAAAGAACAUCUAAGACUUCGAAAUUUAUUUUAUUGGCUUGGUGUUGGUAUUGCUUCAUAUCCAACAGCAUUUAUUAUUGCAUCAAUUAUUAUAGCAUCAUUAUCAAUGGGUAUGAUUAAUAUACAACUUAAGGAUCGAACAAAUGAUGGUUAUACACCUUCUACCUCAAGAGCAAAAUAUGAAACGGAUGUUUAUAAGGAAUUUUUUGGUGCUGUUGGAGAUACACUACCAACAUCAAUUAUUAUUAAAGCAAAAGAUGGUGGUUCAAUGCAUAGAUUAAAAUAUCUUGAAGAAGCAGAUAAAUUAUUAACAUACUUGCAUUCAAAUUUAUCAAUACCAUAUCCAUCAUCAGAAUUUCCAUCUCAAUAUAUAAAAUAUCAAAAUAUUUGUGGUGCCUUUUGUGAUUCAAAUAUUAUAAUUCAUUAUUUUUAUUUAUCUCUUCUUAAUGAGUAUAAUAAAAAUUUGGGUGGUAAAAAAAUUAAUAAAUUAACUUAUCCAAGAUCAAAAAUUAGUGGUUAUAUAUUUCCAUUAGAAAAAAAUUUUUUUGGUGUACAAAAUAAUUAUUAUACAGAGGAUGAGAUUGAAAAUGAUGAAGAGUUAAAAAAUUUAAAAAAUAUAACAGAUUUUGAUUAUAUUCAAAUGAUUUUAGCACCAUUUUUAGGUGAUAAAAGUUCACCAGAAAAUGAAGAAAAAAUGGGUGUAUGGGAUUUAGGAGCAUAUCAUUAUUUACAAAAUACCUAUCAAUCAAAAUAUAUUGAUGUUGUAUCAAUAGGAGCAAAAAUUGUUGAUUAUGAAAUGAAUAGAGCAUCCCAAAAAACUAUACCAUAUUUUGCUUUUGGUUUUUGUGUUAUGUUUUUAUUUGUUUUUGUUACAGUUUUUUCAUCAUCAAUUUAUUUUAAUUCAAUAGAUUUAGGUAAAAUUUUAGCAGCUAUUGGUAUAUCAUUAUGUCCAGUUUUGGCUGUUACAACAACUUUUGGAUGCCUUACAAUUCUUGGUUUUAGGACAAAUUCAGUUAUGUUAAUUAUGCCAUUCCUUAUUAUGGGUAUUGGUAUUAAUGAUUCAUUUCUUAUUCUUCAUUCAUUUCUAAAACCUACAUAUAAUAAAGUAACACCAAAACAUUUAUUAGGUCUUGUUUUUGAAGAUGUUGGACCAUCAAUUACAAUAACAACAUUUACAAAUGUUAUAACAUUUGCUAUAGGUGCAUUAACACCAACACCUGAAAUAGCAUUAUUUUGCCUUGCUACAGCUGUUGCAUUAGGAUUAGCCUACAUCUAUUCAUUAAUACUUUUUGGUCCAAUAUUAUAUUAUACAGCAAAAUGUAGUAGUAAAAAAAAAGAAUUAGAAAAAAAUUAUAAUGAAAAAAAUAAUAAAACAAUAGAAUGUUUAAGAAAAAUUUUUAAAAAAAUUCGUGUAAUAUAUUGUAAUAUUAUAUCAAAUCCAUGGUUUGCAAUUUUUCUAUUAAUAGGUAGUGGAGUAUAUUGGUAUUUUGCUAUUAUGGGUACAUUAAAUAUUCAAUCACGUUUAGAUACAGAAAAAAUUUUACCUAAAGAUUCACCACUUGUUGAACCUCAUAAAUUAAUAGCACAUGUUGUUUGGAAUGAAUAUUAUCCAGUAACAGUUAUUGUUAAUAAUCCUCCUGAUAUUAGAAAUGAUGAUGAUGUUAAAAUAUUUAAUAAUAUGGUUAAUGAUUUUGAAAAUUUAGAUAAAUGUAAAGGAAAAGAAUUUAGUAUGAUAUGGUUAAGAAGUUAUGAAAAAUAUGUUAAAGAUAGUAAAUUAUUUAUUGGAUGGGAUUAUAAUGAGGAGGAUGAAAAAAAUAAAGAUGAUGAAAAAUUAAAUUAUAAAGAUUUUAGGGGAUUUCUUAAAUCACCAAUAGAAAAAGUAUGGAAUGCAUUUAUAAAAUUAAAAAAUACCUCUGAUUAUGCUACAGGAAAUCCUAUUAAAUCUUUUUGGUUUUUAGUAGCAUAUCAUAAUAUUGAUAAUUGGGAUGAUAGAAUUGAUAUAAUGUUAAAAUGGAGAAAAAUAGCUGAUAAUUAUCCUAAUUUUAAUGUUACUGUAUGGGAAGCUAAUGGAAUGUUUGUUGAUCAAAUGUUAUCCUUAAAAACAUUAACAAUUCAGACAACUAUUGUAACAUUAUUAUGUAUGACAAUUGUUUGUGCCAUUUUUAUACAAAAUCCUAUAGCAGUUUUAUUUGCUGUUCUUUCAAUUGCCUCAAUAUGUAUUGGUGUUCUUGGAUUUUUAUCAUGGUGGCAUUUAGAUCUUGAUCCAGUUAGUUUAGGAGCUGUACUUAUGUCUAUAGGAAUGUCAGUUGAUUUUACAGCUCAUGUUUGUUAUCAUUUUCAAUUAAAAAGUAAAAAAAUAUUUAAAGGAACACAAAUAACAAAAGAACCUAUGAAUAGUACAAAAGAAAAAUUAUAUCAUACUAUUGAUUCAGUUGCCUGGCCUAUGAUGCAAGGUGGUAUCAGUACAGUAUUAUGUGUUAUGCCACUUAUUUGUUUAAAGGAUUAUAUACCAUUAGUUUUUUUUAAAACAAUCUGUCUUGUAGCUAUAUGGGGACUUUUUCAUGGUCUAGUUCUCCUCCCAACAUUUAUACAAUAUAUCCCACGUCGUUGGAUUGAAUGGAGUUGUUAUCGUUAUAUUAAUAAAUCAUCAUCUAUUCCUGAUUCAUCUUCAACUUUCAAAGAAUCAUUAGAAAUAUCAUUAGAAAGCAAUGAUAAACAACAACAUAACUAA